Messenger RNA from Felis catus (domestic cat), 1709 nucleotides. RefSeq names its product osteoclast associated Ig-like receptor (gene OSCAR). NCBI's taxonomy places the organism in Eukaryota, Metazoa, Chordata, Mammalia, Carnivora, Felidae. The record is from RefSeq and is a predicted model, not a curated record. Bases 420 to 1268 code for a protein of 282 amino acids. Gene Ontology annotation, molecular function: collagen receptor activity. Gene Ontology annotation, cellular component: plasma membrane. The transcript is spliced from 5 exons.
CUUUCUUUCUUUCUUUCUUUCUUUCAACUCACACGGUCGGCCUCUCUCUUUACAUCAGCCUGGGAGCUGCUCUAGGGCAGUAAUAGGGUCUGACUCCUCUCUGUGCCCCCAGAAUAGUGCAGCACAGGGUCUGGCACAUAAUAAGUGCUAGUUGUCUUUUUUUUUUUUUUUUUUUUAAUUAGUGAACUGCCCAUUCUCCCAGCUUUUUCCACAGCACCAUGGGGCUGUGACUCUGUCACCCAGAGGCCCCCACUUCCCUCCUCUCUUCCUUAAACAGAGCUCUGACUUUCUGAUAUUGCAUUUCCUGAGACGUUAGAGGGCACGGCUGUGCCCUGGCUCCUACUUCUGCUCCAGCCGAGAUCUGCCCACCAUGAUCCUGGUGCUGAUCCUGCUGCUGCUGGCCCUCUGGCCUCUGUGUAAUGCAGACAUCACGCCAACUGGAAACCGAGGAUGAGAAAGAAGCAGUGAUUGCCCCAGGUGAUUCUCUUCCCACCCCAUCUCCUCGGGCUCUCAGGAAGCCCAGGGACCCAGGCAGCCCUGUUUAUUCAGUCCCCCCAGCCUCAUACCCCAAGCCGUGGCUAGGGGCUCAGCCUGCCGCAAUUGUAACCCCUGGGGUCAACGUGACCUUGAGUUGCCGGGCACCUCAACCUGCCUGGAGGUUUGCACUCUUCAAGUCUGGAAGGAUCAUCCCUGUGCUGUACCGGGGCGUGUCCAUGGAGCUGGCAGAGUUCUUCCUGGAGGAGGUGACCCCAGCCCAGGGGGGCAGUUACCACUGCUGCUACCGGAGGCUAGGCUGGAGUCUGGGUGUCUGGUCCCACCCGAGUGAUACGCUGGAACUGCUUGUGACAGACGAGCUGCCGCGCCCGUCGCUGGUGGCGCUGCCCGGCCCGGUGGUGGCGCCCGGGGCCAACGUGAGCCUGCGCUGCGCGGGCCGCCUGGGGGGCAUGAGCUUCGCGCUGUACCGCGUGGGCGAGGCGGCGCCGGUGCAGUACCGCCGCUCGGCGCAGCCCUGGGCCGACUUCCCGCUGCGCGGCGCCCGCGCGCCCGGCACCUACAGCUGCUACUACCACACGCCAUCCUCCCCGUACGUGCUUUCGCAGCGCAGCGAGCCGCUGGUCAUCAGCGCCGACGGCUCAGGCUCCUUGGACUACACACAGGGCAACCUCGUCCGCCUGGGGCUAGCCGGCCUGGUGCUCCUCUCCCUGGGCACGCUGGUCUUUUUGGACUGGAGCAGCCGGAGUCGCAUCCCAUGUAGCGUUCGGCCCUGAGUCCUGGAGGACUGGAUAUAGACGCCCUGAAGCGUGAGAAGACUUUCCAGAGGUGGCGAGAAGAAGCAGGGAUUCCCGGGGUUGGACCGGCCCUUGCAAGAGCCCCACAGUUGGGCUGAGCCCAGCUGCUGAAUAAGAAUCUGCUUCAUACUGUGUGUUCUCCCUCCCUUCUGGGCCAGUACCUCCUAGAUCCGUGGAAGGCGCUAUCCGUGGUUAAGGCUUCCCAGUCACAAGGCCUGGGUUCGAUUCCCAGUGCUGCUGCCUCCUCGCUGGGAUACUAGGAAGAUGACCUUUGCCAAGUCUCAGUUGCCUGGACUGUAAAAUGGGCUCACUGAUAAUACUCACUUCCUAGGAUUAUUGUAGGAUUAAGUGGGCAAUACGCACAAAGCCCUUAAAAGCGACUGGCCCAUAGCAAACGCUCAAUAAAUGUUAGCUAUCGGA